Messenger RNA from Symbiodinium pilosum, 2874 nucleotides. The record is from the annotation of a GenBank genome assembly. NCBI's taxonomy places the organism in Eukaryota, Dinophyceae, Suessiales, Symbiodiniaceae.
AUGCCUGGCUGGCAGUGCGCUGACACUGUCGAUCUGGUCUUUGGCCUUGCUUCAGUCUAUCGCGGACAACUUCCUUUCGAUGUCUUGGCUUAUUCUUGGCAACUGGCUGGCCGAGACGCUGCGCGGUCGCCUGAUCAGACCAUGGUGGGAAAUCCAAAGCUUUGGGCCUUCGUCCUGGCAGGGCAAUACCUCUUCUCUGAGACUGUCUCUGCUUCCCUCCGGCUUGCGCCUCAUGCGCCAGCAUUGGACCCAUCUCUUGCUUUCUCCCAGAAGGUCUCCCAGCUGCCGUCCUUCACACUGGAAGCGGAUCCAGAAAGUCAGGCAUUGGUGAGGCAACUACGCCUUGCCCUUCCUGCGGCAUUGCCGGCGCAACCUGGCACCGAGCGGUUUCAGGUGAACGGCACACCGUACGUGGCAGACUUUGGCUUUGAACAGCUGAAGACCCUCUUGCUCGUCCCCAGGAAGGUUCACACCGCCGGCUCCAAGCAGCUCAGUGGCUUCGGUCAUCUCAUGGAGUCAACCCUAGAGGCGAUGGGAUGGCGCACGCUUUGGGCCUGGCCGGAGGAUUGGCAGGCGCUGCACCAACAGCCUCCAAGCAGUGAUGCUCUGGAGGCCCUCCGUGCCAGAAUUGAAGGGGGCGCAGUUGAGACACUGCAAGAAGUGGAGCCUGAUACGACUGAAGAUUCCAGAGGAGUGGAAGGUGAAGCGGUUGCUGCGGAUGACGAAAGCCAAGCUCUGCCUAAGCCUGGGGCCGAGCCUGAAGAGGUUCCCAACGCUCAGCCUGAAGAGGUGAAGCCCGAGCCUGAAGGGCUCCAGCCUCAGGAGGCGAAGGCAGAACCCACUGCGACUGUGGACGGUGGAUUGAAAGAGGUCUUGCCCACUGUCCAAGCCGGAAGCCUUCCAUUGCUCGUUCGCGAGCUACAGCCCAAGUCCAACAGCUAUGUCGCAGCUGACCUCGUGCAGCCUGCGGGAGAUCAGCAGGACUGCCUGCUGCUUGAUGUCUUUCAAGCAAAAACCAACACUGGCAACGCAGCUUCCAGCUUGCAGCUGGACGUGGCAUCGUUACAGUCAGGACCUUAUGCCUACUGUCCUUUCCGCGUCUUCUGGACGAAGGGGCGCGGCCUGUCGCUUGAUUGGGUCUCAAAAGAGCCGCGUCUAUGUGACCUGUACCACGUCCUUCUCAUAGAGGACGAGUUCAUUUUGGAAAGCUUCCGACGAGCCCCACCUGCUUGCCGAGUUUUUCCACUAGAUCCGCACGAGGCACCAGAGUUGCCAUUGGUGUCCCUGCCAUGGGCACCUGGAGAGCCUUUGCCAGAGCUCAAUCGUGUUGUGUCCUUUCACGCCUACAGCGUGUACAUGCCGGAGGCUCAAUGGAACCCACAGAGGUGGCUGCAGGACCCGGACUUCUGGAAUGCACAUUUCAUGCAGCUGAUGCAGCAGGGCAUGCUGAACAUCUGCCUAACAGAGGAGAGUUGCCAGGGCGAUGCUGCGCCAUAUCGACUGAUGUUCUGGGAGGAUAUCAGCACAGAAUUCUUGGAGUGUGUUGCUAGGGGCAUAACUCCAAUUUUUCUGGGGACGCCAUCCAUCCACGAGUAUGUGGAGAGGAACGUCCUUCUGACACGCUGGCGGUUCGAGACUGCAGCCGAGAUGGUGGGCAUCAUCAACACUGUGCACUCGCCACAGGGCGUUCUGGAACAUGGAACCCGCGUGUUCAUGGAGCGCCAGGGCAACUACUUCUUAAGUCGUCUUUAUUGGCGUCAGGAUCCUGGACUACGAGCGUUGCUACUAGCUAGUGCUGCUCAACGACAGCAAAGGUUACAAGCCUCAGUGCAGGUCGCGAGCUCGGAGUAUAUCAUGGAGAUCGUCGUUUGCGUAGCUUCUGCAGCUCAAAACCGACAUGCACGUGACAUUGUCCGCUCAACCUGGGGCAGUGAGCCGUACUUGCGCACUGCCUUUGGCCCAAUUCUGCUUCGAGUCCUUUUCUUCUUAGGACACAGCACGGAAGCCACUGCUGAGCACAGGGAGAUGGGUGACAUCGUGUUACUGCCAGACCUCAUUGAAAGCUUUAGCAGCAUUUGGCUGAAGACUGCAGCCAUCCUUAAGUUCGGCGCGGACUACUUCAAGGGACUUGCAGAGCCUGGUCGCAACGCUGCUGGGAGGCUGCGGUUUCUCAUCAAGUGUGAUGAUGACGCCUUCCUCGACAUUGAUGCCGUGGCUGCUGACCUCAUCGCAAGUGCGCCUGUAGGCCUGCUGUGGGGCCAUGUGAUGGCCCUCGUGGAACCAAAUAGAAAUGCAUCUGAUAAAUACUUCGUCCCCUACGAGGUUUAUCCAAUGCAGUACUAUCCGCCGUACGCUCGAGGAAUGGCAUAUGCGCUUUCGGAGGAUGUGGUUCUUCCAGUGGGUACUGCCCUACAGGAGGGCCGGCUAGACCCCUUUCCUUACAGGGAGGACGUAUCUGUUGGUCUGUACAUAUUGGAGUUAGCGAGACGUGGCAGUGUACGUGUGGUUCCACAUCAGCGCAAAGACGCUAUGCCACUAGACUUUAAGGAACACUGCGCAGGGCCUCAGAGCCAGCAUCCAGUCCUGGUGAUGCAUCGAUUCAUCCCUGCCUCCGCGCAAUGCUUAUGGCAGCUGGUGCAGGAGCGCCGCCGUGACCUGGCCAAAGGUGCUGCGCGCGAUGCAGAUUUCUGCAUGUGCUCGCGGCCGCUCAGAGGCAAGACAGGCAGCAGCAGAAAUGCUGAACGUAUACAACAUACGCGAACAAAUUACACAAGGAGUGAAGAAGUAGGGAACACCCAUCGGGGUCGCACAUUUUGGUGUCCAAAGGUUGUGGAUGUGCGAGUCAUGCUCGUAGGGCAUCACAAGAUAUCAUAG